AAAAGUUAAGGGGGUUGAAUUGAAUUUACUCACACAAUUAGUUAUUUUUCCAAAAUGAAAGAGUUUCAAUUCAAUGGGCACGUCUUGGGACAAAUUCUGAGGUUCCGUUCCAAGAUUCUGCAUCGUCUUUAAAUCUCCAGAGGAAUUUAGUUUUGGUCGUUGGGAAAGAGAAUGGUGCUGGUAUUAGCAUUGGGUGAUCUUCACAUCCCACAUAGGGCAGCUGAUUUACCUCCAAAGUUCAAGUCUAUGCUUGUUCCUGGCAAGAUCCAACAUGUCAUCUGUACCGGUAACCUUUGCAUUAAAGAAAUUCAUGAUUAUUUGAAGAGUCUUUGUCCUGACUUGCAUAUUAGUCGAGGGGAAUAUGAUGAGGAGGCACGUUACCCAGAAACCAAAACGCUGACCAUUGGUCAGUUCAAGCUUGGAUUAUGCCAUGGGCACCAGGUUGUUCCGUGGGGGGACUUGGACUCUCUAGCCAUGCUCCAGAGGCAAUUGGACGUCGACAUACUUGUGACUGGCCACACCCAUCAGUUCACAGCAUACAAACAUGAAGCAGGGGUGGUUAUAAAUCCAGGAUCUGCCACUGGUGCCUACAGCAGCAUCACUUAUGACGUCAACCCCAGCUUUGUUCUCAUGGACAUUGAUGGCCUGCGUGUUGUGGUCUAUGUUUAUGAACUCAUUGAUGGAGAAGUUAAAGUUGACAAGAUCGAUUUCAAGAAAACAUCAACAACAUAGAAUAUUCAUUGAACAAGAAGACUCGUGUGCUACAGAUUUCAAUCAAGGCCCAAGUGUUAAUACGCCAUUGCUUUCCUGCUUGCUUUCCUAUUUGGAUAGUUUUUGUUGGGAUGUUUACGAGUUUGAGUUUGAGUUAUUCAAGCCUACUAGAUUAAUAUAUAAACCAAAUCAAACUAAAGAUAAUACGAGUUUCAUCCGUUUUUGUUUUAAAUGGUUUUGUGGUUAUUUUUUGGAUAAAUUGUACAUCUUAAUCUAAAAUAAGUUCACAUCUUUGUCUUGAUCAA
Messenger RNA from Nicotiana attenuata, 1016 nucleotides. Its product is annotated as vacuolar protein sorting-associated protein 29. Lineage: Eukaryota; Viridiplantae; Streptophyta; Magnoliopsida; Solanales; Solanaceae. The record is from RefSeq and is a predicted model, not a curated record. Bases 172 to 732 code for a protein of 186 amino acids. Gene Ontology annotation, biological process: retrograde transport, endosome to Golgi; intracellular protein transport. The transcript is spliced from 3 exons. Gene Ontology annotation, cellular component: endosome; retromer complex.